AUGCUACAAAGAGGGGAGAUACAGAAUGAAAGAUAUCCAUUGUGGAGGAACAGCUCUGUUGGGGAAUCUGAGUCUGUCAUAGACCGACUUGCACUAUUCAAAGCAAGAAACAAUAAACUAUUCUAUUACAGGGGAAUACUAGAACAGCAUCCUCUUCAUUUUUCUUUCCAUGAUGGGAAAGUUCUGAAGCUCUGCCCUGUGAGGAGUGAGCAGCCCUGGGCACUGAACAUAAAACGAGGCAUUCUCAGUGUCCUGCAGACAGCACAAGCACCCGCUGCUGGUGCCAUCAUUGAGGAGGUGGACGUUCUGGGAAUAUGCCCAACCAGGUACCAGCAAAAGGGUCCUGUUCUUGUAAAGACAAGGGACUUAAACCUCUGCUCCCAUCGAUAUUCUGGUUUUACUUCUGUGCAGUCUGUUGUUCUUCCUCAUGUGUCGUCCGAGCAGCAGGUCCUGUCUUCCAAACUGGAAUGUGUUCAGAGCAUUAAGGAUGGAGUCCUGGCAGAGGCCAAAUGCACCGAGUCCGACCGUGUGACGCUGUUCCCUCAGAAGGGCGUGGACUAUGAGGAUCUGUACGUGACCAGCAUUCUCUAUGAAAGGGAAGAAAUGGAGAGGGAGGUCAAAGGAAGGGAAGUGACUGAACUGGUGUGGAAGCUUUGCUUAGCACACAGUGCGAGUUAUGAGACUGCAGGCCUUUUCAUGACCCUCGUGUUUGAGCUCCGACAUCUCUCUCUUGAGGCCUUAAGAGCACUAUGGCAAAGAUCUUCAUUUAAGUGCAGAGACAACUGGCAACCAUUAAUAGAUGCUCUCCCAUCUUGUGCUACAGAGGCAUGUGUUGUCCUAAUGAAAGAACUUGUGGCUUCUGGAGAAGUCGAGGAAGACAAAGUAGAAUAUUUCUUCUGGUCAUUUGCAUUCAUUCCUAAGCCCACCUCGGGCAUGAUUGAAUCUCUCACUCCUUUGCUGGAGUCACCCAGAGCAAGCCAGAGCUGCUUCUUGGGAGUAACUGCUCUCCUACACAGAUUUUGCUCAGCUCACAGCUCCUGUGAUGAUGUACCUGCUGUGCAGGGUGUGCUGAGGAUUCUUGGGAAAUUUUUGGGAGGAAACUGCACUGUGCAAGAUUCAGAACAUCUCAGUGAGAUGCAGCUGGUGUUGAAAGCCGUCGGAAACGCGGGACUGGCAGCGGCUUCACUGGCUCCUGUUCUGAGCUCCUGUGCUUCCCUGAGCAGUAAUCCCAUGGAAAUCCGCCUCGCUGCUAUCCAGGCCUUCAGGCGCGUUCCCUGCUCUGUCAGGAAUGAUAUUUUAGUUCAGUUGUAUCAAGCAACCAGUGAAGAUGUGGAAAUAAGAAUUGCUGCUUAUUAUAUGGCAAUGAAAUGUCCACAUGAAGAGUUAUUUAAACAAGUACAAGAGACUUUGCUGAAAGAAACAUCCAGCCAAGUGGGCUCCUUUGUUUGGAGUCACCUCUCUCAGAUCCUGGAGACAGAUGAUCCACUAAAGGAGCACCUUCGAGAUUCUAUUCCUGAUGAAAUCCUUAGCAGAGAUUUUGAAAGGGAGGCAUGGAAAUACUCCUCAUAUUCUGAUGUCACGUUCCACUCAGCUGGUGCAGGUGCAAAUGUGGAAGCAUCAGUGGUGUUUUCUCCUGCAUCUUUUCUACCACGCUCAGUCAUGACAAAUCUGACUGUUCACCUUAUGGGACAGGCUGUAAAUCUACUGGAGGUUGGUGUACGAUUGGAGAAUGCUGAAAGUCUGGUACAGAAGGCUUUUGGGCAGAAAUCUGCUUCUUUCAGUGACUAUUUUUUUGGAAACACUGAUGAAAGAAACCACAAAUCAGAAAACCCAGUGGAAACAGCAGGGAAAGUCAAGCAGAGGAAGCUGAAUUUGAAGCGAUACAGCCCCGCUGAUCACCUUGUGACCAAGAGUGGGAGGCCAAAGUUGAGAAAAACAAACCAGAAUUGUCUUGGUAGAAAGUACAGCCAAAUGAGUGAGUUAGUAAAAAAGUUCACUGAGAGAACGGUGAGAAAGGAGACACUGAAAUGUGAGCUAAGCAUGAAAAUCUUUGGAAAUGAACUUACCUUCUUAGAUUGUGAAGAUUUAAGAAAACAAAUGAAACAUUAUUCCUUAAAUUUGGCUGAGUUGGCUGUCAGACUUCUGAAGGGUCAGGAGGUCCAGUUUAAUAAAAGGAUGAGUUUGGCCACUGAAGAACUGCAGUUUCCAGCAAUUUCAGGCUUUCCUGUUCAGCUGGCAGUCAAUGCCUCGGCAGCAAUCAACAUAAAAAUCAAAGGGAAUGCGGAUUUCAAACAACACUCCAACUUCUUUCUGAACGGGUAUAUCAAGCCAAGUGCAUUUGUUCAGCUUUCUGUGCACAUGGGAACUGUGGGGACUGUGGGACAAGCUGGUCUAGGCUGGUUAACAGGAAUGAGGACAUCUACUAGUCUUGAUGGGGGAAUCCAGGUGAAAAAAGGGCAAGAGCUCAAAGUUUUCUUGAACACUCCAGAAGAAUCUAUGGAGAUAAUUAAUUUCAGCUCUAAACUCCACUUCAGAGGGGUGGAUGAGACAGAAGAAAGAGAUGUUUUCCAAGACCACACAGACACCCGAUCUUGCACCAGGGAGGAAGUGUCAGAGAUUCUUGGCUGGCAGCUCUGUUCUGAAAUGUCAUACCCUGCCCUAGCCAGUGGUUUGGUUUUCCCCCUCACUGGACCCUUGAGAGUGGCUGUCAUAUUAACAAAGAAAGACAGAGGCCUGCAGCAGUACGUUGUGGAAGCUGCAUAUAACUAUAUCCCUCAGGAGAAUUCAUGGAUCCCAAAUGAAGCUGUCUUUCGCUUCUUCAUUGGGACUCCAAAGUCAGACUUGAAAAGGGAUGUUGGUGUUGAUCUCAGUUUUAGUGUCCCACAGAAGAAACUCAGAAUCCAAUUUAUACAACCUAAGAGAAAAAUUGAGAUUGACGGGAGGAUUGAGUUUUCUAAAAAUUCACAAAUUGGACACCUGGAGCUGAUAGUGGAUGACCGAGACGUGUAUUACAUUAAGGGAAUGACAGAUUUGCAGGUGCUGAGUGCAGAGCAGAGAUACAUGACCCAGCUGGAGGUAAAGCUGAUAAAGCAAAGCAGUCCUGUCAUUCUGUCAGGAAACAUCACUAAACAGCUUGGCAAGAAGAUAGCUUUCUCAGUAUCCCUGAAUAAUUUAUUGAAGGAUGCUGCAUUUCUUUCAGCACUUCUGGAGAAAAAGGUGGAUGAUAAGCUGAGACAAUACUCUUUGGAAGGGGAGACCUGCCUUCCAGGCGUUCUUGGAGCUCACGUCAUCGCUCUUCUCCAGCAACAUGAGGGCUUGUGGUCUCACAGUUUGAGGAUAAAAUAUGGGAUCCUAGGAGAGGCAAAGAAUCCUCGUCAUGAAUGUAGUAUGAGGCAAAAUAUCAAAGUGGAGACAGGUGCACAUGGAGUGUACAAAGUGGAUAUUGGGCACGAAUUUCACUGUGUGCAGACUCCAACCUACAAUCACAAGGUUCACCUGAAGCAUGAAGCGAGUGCAUCUUGGCUUUCCUCCCAGAUGGAAGUGAACUAUGGGAAACACUGGGAUGAAAAAAACAACAAAAAGAAACUGCUGAUCAGCCAAGCAUUUAAGAACAGUUCCAGUCCAUCUGUAGUCAGCUAUUUCAUGGAGUUUGCCCUGCAAGUCCUGGAAAAGCAGGUGAAUUACAGAACCCAGCUGCAGCACUUGCACACCUCUAAGGUGUAUUUGCAGAGCAGCACCAACUUUGAGGUGCAGUACAAUGACCACGUGCCAUUUGUGGCUGGGCUGCAGUGGAAGGAUGCAUCCAGAAAUGGCCUGAAGAAGUGGGAAGGUGGGUUAAAUCUAGACACCCCAUGGCUGUAUCUGUAUGCAGCUCACAAACUACAUCAGCCUCAGAAUUCUGCUUAUUUACUGACCACAGAGCUGACAACUGGAAAAGCUCUCUCCAUUAAGAACCUCGUAGUGGAACUGUUCUAUAAAGAUCAAGGCAAUGAAAAGGAAGGGAAAGUUCACAUUUACACACCAGCUACCACGUACCUGCAGGCAUCGACAUUUAAUCGUCUCGGGAGGAAUGUUCUGCAUAGCUAUGGUGAAAUGAUCUCUCUGUGGAAUCAGCUUGUGAAGAAUGAGAUUCAUUUGGAGAAUAAUGAACGAGCCAAACUUCUCUGCUUUAAGAUAACAAGUACAAAACAGGAAUUUAACUUAACAGCCAGCUAUCAGAAUCUGCCAACGCCAAAGAAGACAAACCUUUCUGUGAAGAUUGUAUGGAGAGAUUACAAAAGUCUGCCUGUCAUACUGGAGCUGGAAGGUCAGAUAGAGGAGCUGAAGAAGGAGAAGAUGCUCUAUCAGAAACGUGGAACCCUCCAUUUCAGGCAUCCUUUUAAAGUGCCCUUUCUGCAGAGCUUCCUUCUGCAGGAGACUUUUACUGUUGACAAAAAGCAAAAGCACUAUUUCAUGGAAACAAAGGUUUUGAUAAACGGGGUCGAGGAAACAGUUCAAACUCUUAUACUUGGUUACCAACCUGAAAACCCCUAUAUUUGUGCUGGCCUAACUCAUCCUUAUAACCACAAGUUGUUCCCCAAAGACGUCGAAAUAUGCAUUUUAACUCUAAGUCAUCAAAAUGUGAAGAAUGAAUUUGAGACUAUCUUGAAGGUGAAUAAGGAAGAUGUCCUCAACUUUCUAGGGAGGUAUCAGAACAAAUCCAGUGAUGCUGAUUUUAGACAUCUUUUGCACAUGAAUAUGACACAGUCAUUCCAGCUUGAGUUUCCACAGGCAAUGGGCCUCAGUGGGGAGCUGUUUUCCAGGCAGAAUGAACUGGAGCACUUUGACUGUGGUGUGAGUGUAAAAGCCAUCAUCAACAAGAACGUGUCUUCACAGGCCCAGGCAGCCCUGAGGAGUUAUGGUGAGAGCAACUUCAAUGGCUCUCUUCACCUUCAUUCCAGUGGAAGGGACAUGCUGAUGCUGGGGCUCGAUGUGAACAAUGAAAAGAGGAAGAAUGGCAGAGCUGUUGCACUGAGGGCUUUUCUCCAUCAGACAAUCCUGACAAACCCAGAAUCGAUACAGCUGCAGCUCAUUGGCAAAAUGUUUCCAUCAAGACUUCUGAUAUCUUCUGAGUUGAAGCUUAAUGAAAAUAGGCUUCACGUGGAUUUCAUGGGAGCUAGGGAACAGAAAGCUGGUUUGGUUUUGUCCCUAAAUGGAAGAGUCCAACAUACAUUUGCUGGAUUAAAGGCCAUGCCUCAUCUUCUUUCUCUGAGUGGAUUACUGAAGUGCAAAAACAACAUUCAUGAUGGUAAUAUCAAUGUGAUGGUCAACAAAACACUGUAUGGACUCCAUCUCAGGAACAGGAAUGUGUUUGGGAAUGUCACUGUACACAACAUCACUGUUGCCAUGUUUCAGAAUGGCAGUCUGGCAAUCCCAGUGGAGGCAAGACUGAAAGGGCACCUGGAGCUGAGUAAAGAGAUGAAGAGGGGCCUAGCCAGCUUCCAGGUGGAUGAGAAGGCUCUUUCUGUGGAUUUUUUCAAUAUCAUGAGUCGUGGGCACAGCAGAGUCAGUGGGACUUUCACACAUAAUAUUGACUUCUUAAAAAAUGCAGGAUUGCCAUGGGAUGGCAUUCUUACUGCCAGGUGUGAACGUGGCACAGGAAAUCACACUGUUGCUGUAGCCCUGCAGAGUGGCAGGGAAGGGAUUACUGUUGAGUUUGGAGGGCACAGACUGGCCACAGAACCUCCUAAAUCCCAGCUCUCUGUGAGCUUAAAGCACAACAUCUCAAAGAUAAAGGAACAAGGGAUCCCUUUUAUUGUAGAAGCUGCUGGCUAUUAUGAGAAUUUCACCACAAAGAUUGCUGCAGGGAUAACAACCACAGUGGAGAAGGAACAGCUCAAAAUUGAAAUAGAGAAGGAAAUCACUGGCAGUGCUGUGGAAAUUUCUCUCUCACUUCACCAUGAUGUGGGAGGGCUGAUGGACAUUGUUCCACGUGUACUAGAGCUCCAUGCCACUGCCAACAUCCAACCUCAUCUGGAAAUCCAUUUCCAGCAUUCUUUGCCUUCACUUCAUUCUCUGGGGAUUGCCAAAGAGAACCAAGUGAAGAUAUCAGCCCUGAGAAGUGACAAGUAUAAAGGCAUCCUUGGUGUUGUCCUUGGGCCUUGCAGUCUGAAAGCUGAUGGAGAAGUGAGCCUGGCAAGCAAUGAAACACAGUGGGUACUUACUGUCAGGAACAAGUGUGUCAGUCUGGAGGAGGUGGGAUUGCCUCGUGUAGUGGUCUUUGGGGGCUCAUUUCAUCAGAACAUCUGCAACGUGGGCUUGUUAAUGAACCUCCAGUGUGAUGGCAGAACAGUUGAUGUGCAGAUAGACACGUCCUGCCAACACGAAUAUACACUCCAAGGGAUGCUCAGGCACUCACUUCCCUGGCUCAGUCAGCUUGGGCUCCCUUUGGAAAACUCUGUCUUGUUCUCUGCAGCCACAGACUCUGCCACAGAGGGCAUUUUGUUGCUGCAGGCUGGCAGAUGCAGACUUAAGGCUAGAGGAGAUCUCUGUAUUCAGGAUAAAGCUGAAUGGACACUGGAAACAGAAUCAGAAUGUCAACUUCUGCAGGAUCUCAGUUUCCCAACUCAGUCACGGCUCACAGGAUCCAUUCAGAAAGACAAGUGCCAAGCAGAGCUUCUCUCUGUCCUGGAAACAGAAGGCAAAACUGCCCGUCUUGAAGUGAGAGCAGAGUGCAAGCCAAAGAUUACACUGGAAAUUCAGUUCAGGCAUGACCUCCCCCAGCUGAAGGAAAUCCCAAAGGAAAAUGAGUUGUCCAUCACUGCACGGAAACAGCUGAAAUAUUUUCUUGGAAUAGGAAUGAAAGUGGGUGCUUGUGAGCUUCAAAUGAAUGGGGACUUUGAUCCUGAAAAGAAGCUUCAGUGGAAAAUGCUUAUAGAAAAUAAAUGCCAAACAAUUCAGGAUCUUGGAGCACCAGUGAAAAUUGAUGGGUCAGGCUACAUUUUGAUGGAUAAAAUGAACCUGGAUUCACAGACACUGAUCACUGUUGACGAAAGUAAAUUCCAAGGACUCCUGAUACUCAAAGUCACUGAUGAAAGGCAAGAGCUGGAUGCAGUGCUAACCCACAACAUUCCAGGAGCUGCUGACAUUGGCAUUCCUAUGAAGAUGUUAAUUGAUGUGAUAUCAGAAAAAACCAGUGACUUCUAUAAAAGAUUUAUUCAUUUCAGUGUGAACAGCAAGCAAAUUACAGAAGAACUGAACUUUGUCCAGAAGUUGGAUGUUUUGUCUCUUAACUACAAACUCACUCAUAACUUAGAGGUGCUGAAGACUUUGCAAAUAAAAGACAGGAUUGAGCUGCAGGCUAUCUUGAACCUGGAAGUCACCAAGAGCUUUAGUAUGAAAGUGCUUUAUGGUCCUCACCUAACAGUGCUUGAAGGACAAAUCCAGGAGUUUGAAACAAGUACCAACAUAACAGGGAAUUUCCAUCACACUUUGCCAUGGCUGCUACAAGUCAGAGUCCCACCAUCUUUACAGAUAGGUGUGGUUUUUCAAGGGAGAAACACUACUCAAGAAAGAUAUGUGCAUAUUGCAGCUGGAGAAACAUCAAUCACAUACAUAAUAAACUCCUAUUAUGUUGGUCACCAAGUGGAUAUCUUCUGCCAAAGUGUACACAGCAGUGAGGUACUCCAGGCAGCUGGUUAUCCUAAGGCAAUCAACUUGAUUCUCAGCUUACAGGAAUCAGAAAACAAAGCCAAGACUGUCUGUGAAAUCCAAUAUGAUGAGAAAGAUAUAACUGUGACUGUGGAUGUUGGCACAGACUUUCAGCUCUUUGGUGUAUUUGUGUUCAUGGCAGAGGUGAAGCAUUCCAUAUCAUUUCUCCAUCAUCUGGGACUUCCCUUCUUUCUUAAGGUGACAAUUCAGGAAGUCCUGACUGAAAAUGAAACUGCAGGAGCUCUGAGGCUGACCUAUGAACAAAACACAAACUUCUCCUUUGCCAUCAGUAGGAAAAAAGACCAGCAAGGUGAAGAGUUGAAUAUAAAAGCACUCCAGACUCAUCCCUUCUUUCUACAGUACUUCCCCAGUGCAGCAGAAGUGUCUUCUAAGGUAAAUUAUGAUAUGAGUGAAGCAAAAGGCAAACUCUGCCUCAGGAUGGAAAAAAGGGAUUUCAAUGUUACAGCGAAGCUCACUCUGACUGGAACCAGCUACAUGAAUGCCCUUGAAAUAGUACAGACCAUGACCCAGCUAAAAAUGGUUCCAAGGCAGCUUGUGUUAAUGACUGCUUACCAAAAGGGCAACAGGACACGUAUGCUGAGGCACAUUGCUCUGUGGGAUGGCAAAGAGAUAAAGGUAACAGGCACUUACACUGGACUCUUCCCAAAGUUGCCUGGAGGUCACAACAUUCAGGUGGAACUUUUCCAUCCUCUCUCCAUCCCUUUCCCACGGCAUGCCAGGGUCAACUUAUAUGUAAAACAUUCGGCACGUCAUCACCGGGAUGAUCUUACUGUCAUUUGGAAUGAGGAGGACCAGAUAUCAGUGUCAUCUUCUCUGAAGUUUGGAAGACACCGGACAAACUACAGAGCCACUGUUGCCCACCCAUUUAAUUACACCCUGAAGCAACUGGAGAUCCAUUCCCUGUCAGAAAGAAGGGGCAGAAAGUACAACCAGCAGCUGCAGCUGGCAGGGAAUGCUGGGCAGCCUGCUGACAUCCGACUGACCCUGGAGGAUAAAUCCAAGGUGGACAUCACUGCCUGGGGGGGCUGUGUGACACUCUCUGCAGGCCAGCUUCAGAGAAUAUUAAGUAUGGAACACCUGCAUGCAUGUGGAUCUCUAGAGCAAAGAUCAACACUGUUUAAUGAAUAUCUAGAUCUGAAUUGGGAUGACAAAAAAAUCAAACACAAUUUUACAUAUGAGAGAAAUCAAUUCUUGUAUCCUGAUAAAUUCCAGUUAGAAGCUGUCCUAGAAAAUAUUUUCCUGACCCCAUGCACCAAACAGAAGAUUCUGGGUAAAAUAGAAACAAACUACUGCUCUUCCCUGGAUCAUUAUACAAGCUUUGAGUUCUGUGACCUUCCAAAUGUAAUUGUUUUAUCUGGAAAACACCAGCUCAACAAAGAUAACAUCAUUUUGCAGUCAGAGAGCAGAUUCCACCUUGGUGAUCACAGGACAGAUGGGGGGUUUAUUGGAGUAUCCAUAAAGAAUCAGAGCACUGCUGAUGUGAAGAACUAUUCUAUGGAAAUUGAUUUAAGAGCCUUUGAAGAUAUUUGGCUAGGCCUGGCAGGAACUGCUACUUCCUCAUCUGUCCAGAGCCAAAUCCUGCUGGAGGGGAAUAUCGAUCAGAAAGAGAAAGUAAAAGUGGCAGCUUCAAAAGGAAAGGAGUGCAUUCAGUACUACCUGGGGUAUCUGAAAGGGGAUUUGGAAGAAGGAAUGGAAGUCAGUGCUUGUUCUGAUGGGCAGGAGAUGGCUGCCAUUAACACCUAUCUCAGCAUCAAUGGAGAAAGGCAGGAAAACGCGGGACAAGUGACUCUAGCAGCUGCUAAUGGAAGCUUGAGUUUUCUGGCUCAUGGAUGCGGGGAUCCAGUUCUUAAGGCUGAGUACAAGCUUAAUGAAAUUGGGAGUCUUUUGAAAGCCAAACUGAUGGAAAAGAUAAAGAAGUUUGAUGGAUACAUGUGGAGAUUCAGGAGAUCAGUGCAGCAAGUUGGUUUCCUGUCUGAAGCAGCUGGCUGGCCUUCCACAGCCUUGCAGAAGGCAGCAGGAUUCCUGCUCAGCGGGGGCAGAGCUGUCGCCCAGGCGUGGAAGCAAAGCGGAAUCGGGCAGAUCCUGAGGAGCAAGGUCCCGCUUUACCUGGAUAAAGUUCAAGGCAUUGUCCAGCAAAUGCAGAACGAAUUGCAAAAGCCACUAGCAACUUUGAAGGACGCCUACUAUGAUGUAACCUUGAAGCCACUGGAUGAGGUCUGGAAAGAGAAGACAGAAGAGUGCAUGAAGAAAAUCCAGGCUUUUUUACCCAAUAUUGUAAAAGAUGCGUGGCUAAUGGAACCAAUCCAGCUGGCAUUAAAGGUUGUGAAAGCAGCCUUGGAUACGACCACACAGCAGAUGUUCAGGUGGGCAGAGGCCACGUUUUCCAGAGCUGUGAGAAAGAUCCGGAAGCCCUUGCUCAACCUGUACAGUUUUUCAGCCAGGAACUGUUCCGUGGCAGUAAAACUGCCAGUACUGCCCAAAGGAGACCACUCCCUACAGCUGGCAAAUGUUCCUACUUAUCUCGUUGGAGAGAAAAUAAUGAGGCCUCUGCAAGACCUCUACAAAAUCAACAUCCUUGCGGAGUAUUAUAGAUUCAAACGGAGGAUGGUGGAGAGUCCCUUCGAAUAUCAUGCUCUUUUAGUGGGGACCAAGCAUCUUGUGACUUUUGAUGGAAAAAUUUAUGAUUUGGCAUCAAAGUGCAGUGUACUUCUUGCCAAGGAUUUCGUCCACAAUGCUUUCACUGUAAUACUAAGUGAGGAAACCAGUAACUCAAGAUCACUGUAUGUAGAGAUGAACCAGACUGUGAUCAGUAUCCACCCAAGACUGAAGAUCUCCAAGAUGUUCUCCUUUACGGAAGAGAAGUGCCAAGUACUGGACAAAUCACUUGAAAAGAAUACCACUAAUUCAAGGAGAGAAACCAACAAAAUAGAAAUAUCUAAUCAGAAAGGAGUUUCUCUGUCCUGUGACUUUCAGUAUGAUCUCUGUACUGUCACUCUGGCUGGGUGGCACCACGGUAUCUCAGCUGGGCUUUUUGGCACCAAUGAUAAUGAAGCUGGAAAUGAAUGGAUGCUUCCUAAUGGCUCCUUCACUGACAACGUGCAAGAGUUCACACAGAGCUGGCAGGUGAACAAGUGCAGUCUUGUACCGAAGAAAGAGAAGUCAUGUCCAAUUACAGGCAAGCAAAACAUCUGCAAAGUGUUUUUUGAAGAACCACAUUCACUUCUUAGGAACUGCUUCAAAGUUGUGGACCCCGAGCCCUUCUACACCAUGUGUACACAGGACACCUGCGAGUCCCCGGCCCCGGGGGCUGCCUGCAGCUCAGCAGCAGCUUUUGUUCAUCUGUGCAACCGGAAUUUUGUCCCUGUGGAAAUCCCUCCACAGUGCUUGAGCCUGUUCUGAAUGGCACAUACCAGCCCUGGAGAUGGAAGAACCCUUUCAGCACCCAAAAAUAGAAAUUAUUUUAGGUAGACAAAGCUAGAGGCAGGAGCAGGAGAACAG
Molecule: messenger RNA, 11208 nt
Organism: Chiroxiphia lanceolata (lance-tailed manakin)
Lineage: Eukaryota; Metazoa; Chordata; Aves; Passeriformes; Pipridae
Gene: APOLTP
Exons: 68
Coding region: 1-11109 (3702 amino acids)
Biological process (GO): lipid transport
Molecular function (GO): lipid carrier activity
Source: RefSeq, a predicted model, not a curated record